Molecule: messenger RNA, 2718 nt
Organism: Oncorhynchus masou masou (cherry salmon)
Lineage: Eukaryota; Metazoa; Chordata; Actinopteri; Salmoniformes; Salmonidae
Product: m-AAA protease-interacting protein 1, mitochondrial-like
Exons: 5
Coding region: 272-1018 (248 amino acids)
Biological process (GO): protein insertion into mitochondrial inner membrane from matrix
Cellular component (GO): mitochondrial inner membrane
Molecular function (GO): ribosome binding
Source: RefSeq, a predicted model, not a curated record
UAAGUCGACAUCCACUCAUAAUUGAAUGUGGCGCAUAUAAUGCACCCACAAGUCACCGGUGGCUGAAAACACAAUCAUCGCGGGAUGAACGAGUGGUGAAUUUACGGCAAGGAUGGUCUAUUUAAAAAUAGUUGCUUCCUCCCUCGCCCUGCUAGUGUAUACUCGUCCGACGUCAUGAAACGUCAUCAGAAGUGUCCACUUAAUUUGAAGGCUGAGGGAGUAGGGUGUGUCUUUUUAAGCGUUUGGAACGAAGGCGUAGGAGAAAAAAAAGAUGGCGCUGCCCAUGUUAAGAGGUUGCAACUGUAGCAGACUGCCUUCAGUACUGAGUCGUUUCUUGAAACCUGAGCACGUUGUGCUUCCCCGGCCCAACAAGACCACCCGCCUGGCUCCUACUUUGUCCGGUGGUGGUGUGUCCACCGUCCGACCUUACAGCUCUGAUCGAGAUGGAGGUAAACAAAACCAGAAGGUGGUUGUGCUCGGCAUCCCCAACCCUUUAAUAUGGUUCCGAACCCGAUUAUACUACUUUUUGAUUCGGGUUUAUUUAGACGAGGAAUUCAACAUCGAAGAAUUCACAGAGGGAUCGAAACAGGCAUUCUCCCAUGUUUCAAGACUAUUGUCAGGGAGUCAAUUUGAGUCGCUUGAAGGUCUGGUUGCUAAAGACCUGAUUGCAAAACUGGAAGAGAAAUGUGCUCUGCUCCCUCCAAGUCACCUGCAAGCGCUUUCUGCAGAUCUGGAAGACUUGGUGUACACAACACCAGGGGAUGUUGGCAUCUAUUAUGAUGAUGACGGGCGGAAGUUUGUCAAUAUUCUGAUGAGAUACUGGUAUCUGACAAGUGCCCGGUUGCCUGAGGAAUCAUUGGAGGGAACACGUAUCUUUCAGGUGGCCAUAGGUGGUGAGGGUGAGCCGGAGACAAAGAGACUGCUCACAGCCAACUAUGAAUUCCAAAGGGAGUUUACUAAGGGGGUGUUGCCAGACUGGACCAUCACCAGGAUAGAGCACUCAAAGCUGCUGGAUUAAACUUGGAUUGAAUGGAGAUGGAGUGUGGUAGAGAAGCAGGAAACAGAAGACCAUCCUUCCUGCUCACCCUAUGAGAAUAUUCCCCCCCCCCACCUGCUAAAACCUUGAUGGCCCUCAGGAGCAAAACGACUCUCAAAGCCAAGACCAGGAGAGACAUGGGGAAUAUUUGAGGCCAACUUUCUAUCUGCCAGAAGUCACAUACUAUCCGCUGUAGAAAAAGUACAAAAGUCAAACAUGCCUCUUCGUAGUUUACUACUGUUCAGACAUCUAUGCAAGACCAGUUUUUCCCACUUGUCUCAGGCAGCACCGCAAUCUGUGGUCCAAACUAGGCUUUGUUUGUCAGCUCUGCUUUUAGAGCCUGAGAUUCUUCCUUCUGUUCAAUGGGGAGGGUAGACAAGGGGCACACAGAAAUUGUGAGAGAAAAAACAGAAUAAGGUCUGUAUUGAGAUUCUGUAGUCAGUCUUAGAUGUGCUUCUAUCCAAUCUUUUGGUAGAGCGUGCACACACUGUUUAUUCCCUGAGCAAACAUACUCUAACGUACUUGUACUCUUGCUAUCACAAUCAAGUUAUUUAGUGGAAAAAAUGACUUUCUUGAGAUGUGCUUUAUCUCCAGAAUAGUCCAUCAGCUGAAAAAUACGUGAUUGCUAAUUACUGUUGGAGACAAGUAUUGGUGUUCUUUCUUAGUGGGUGCACACAUGACUAGUAGUGCUGCGAUAGUGGGACAACAAACACAAAUUAAAAAAAAAAAAAAAUGGAUCACCCUGCCCAUUGUGCAAUUGUCUUUGGCAGAUUACAGCAGCAGAACACUGACUGUCACACGUUGGUCUCCUAAACAUUUGAGUGAUGUUGAAAUGUAUAGACUAUACCCCCCCCCCCCCCACACACCAAAAAAGAGAAAAUACAGGUUUUAUAUAUUCUUUAUCUCUCUCAAAAGUUUGAUCCCCCCACACCACAGUUCCCCAACAGCUGCCCCUCAACCAUCUGAGGAAAAAUAAAAUAAAGUCAAUGCAAUAAACUAAAGACAUCAAUCAUAACAGCAAGGCCAACUGAAUAUUUUUGAGUGCAUGUAUGGCGCUAUCUACGUGUGUGUGUGCAUUUGAAUGAGAGUGUGUAUAUGCAUGUGUACAAACACCUGCACGACAUCAGCCUCAGGAAAACAGGAAUUAGCUGUAACAACACUGCCCCUCGGUGUCAUUCAAACUUUUUGUUUUAUUUUGACCUACUUUUUUUUUGUUUUAUCUUUGACCAUCAUUCUAUCCUCCGCCAUGCAACUCCACUCCCACUUGUCUCCAAUUCCACAUCCCAACCCUCAGCUUCCCUCAGCCCUUAUUUGAGCUGUUCUUGAUAUAAUAUAGAUGUGGUCUUUUACCAAAUUGGGCAAUCUUCUGUAUACCACCCCUACCUUGUCACAACACAACCAAUUGGCUCGAAUGCAUUAAGAAUUAUAUAAAUUCCACAAAUGAACUUUUAAGAAGUGACUACCUCAGGAAGCUGGUUGAGAGAAUCUCAAGUGUGCAAAGCUGUCAUCAAGGCAAAGGGUGGCUAUUUGAAGAAUCUCGAAUAUAAAAUGUUUUUACUUUUUUGGUUACUACAUGAUUCCAUGUGUUAUUUCAUAAUUUUGAUGUCUUCACUAUUAUUCUACAAUGUAGAAAAUUACUAAUAAAGAAAAACCCUUGAAUGAGUUGGUUCUAAAACUUUUGA